CGGAUCCUGAGGAACAUGGAGGCCUCCUUGACGGCCCGAGAUCGCGUGGGCAUCCAGGAUUUUGUCCUCCUGGAUGCCUACACGAGUGAGAGUGCCUUCCUGGACAACCUGAGGAAACGCUUCCACGAGAAUCUCAUUUACACCUACAUCGGGACUCUGCUGGUGUCGGUGAACCCGUACAAAGAGUUGGACAUCUACAGCAAAAAGCAAAUGGACACGUACAUGGGAGUUAACUUCUUUGAGCUGCCGCCUCAUAUCUACGCUCUGGCAGAUAACGUCUUCCGCACCAUGAAGUCUGAAUUCAACAACCACUUCAUCCUGAUCUCUGGGGAGAGUGGGGCUGGAAAAACCGAGGCCUCCAAGAAAAUUCUUCAGUUCUACGCCGUCAGCUGUCCAAGCACCAAAGUCCUAAACAACGUCCGGGACAGGCUGCUUCUCUCUAAUCCAGUGCUCGAAGCUUUCGGAAAUGCCAAAACUCUGAAGAACGACAACUCAAGCCGCUUCGGGAAAUACAUGGACAUCCAGUUUGACCACCAGGGUGGAGCUGUCGGGGGUCACAUUCUCAAUUACCUGCUGGAGAAGUCCCGUGUGGUGCACCAGAACCACGGAGAGAGAAAUUUCCACAUCUUCUACCAGCUGGUGGAAGGAGGAGAAGAAGACCUGCUCCUCUGGCUUGGCCUGGAGAGGAACUGCAAGAACUACCGUUACCUUGUACAGGGAGAUUGUGCCAAAGUUAGCUCUAUCAACGAUAAACGUGAGUGGAAGACAGUGAGGAAAGCACUUUCUGUCAUAGACUUCAGUGAAGGGGAAACUGAGGACCUGUUUGGAGUUAUUGGUAGCGUGCUCCACUUAGGAAAUGUAAAGUUUGAUGCAGAUGCUCGAGGAUACGCCACUCUCAGCAACAACCCAGAGUUGCAAUGGGUGUCAAAGUUGUUGGGGAUUCCUAAUCAGGUGCUACAACAGGGCUUAACCCACAGAAAGAUAGAAGCCAAAACAGAGGAGGUGCUCAGUCCCUUCUCCGUGGACCAUGCAGUAUAUGCCAGGGAUGCCCUUGCCAAAGCCAUCUACGGCCGCACUUUCAACUGGCUGGUCAACAAGAUCAAUGAAUCUUUAGCUAACAAGGAUUCGUCCAGGAAAACAGUGAUUGGUUUGCUGGACAUCUAUGGGUUUGAAGUUUUCAAUGUGAACAGCUUCGAACAGUUUUGCAUCAACUUCUGCAACGAGAAGCUGCAGCAGCUUUUCAUCCAGCUGACCCUCAAAUCAGAACAGGAGGAAUACGAGAUGGAGGGGAUUGAGUGGGAACCGGUGCCAUAUUUCAACAACAAGAUCAUCUGUGAUCUGGUGGAGGAAAAAUUUAGAGGAAUUAUCUCUUUGCUGGAUGAGGAGUGUCUGCGCCCUGGAGAGGCCACAGAUCUCACUUUCCUGGAAAAGAUUGAGGAAAAAAUUGGCGGCCAUCCUCACUUUGUCACUCACAAACUUGCAAACAAAGACACAAGAAAAACACUGAACCGAGGAGACUUCCGUCUGUUGCACUACGCUGGGGAGGUCACAUACUGUGUUGUUGGAUUCUUGGACAAAAACAAUGAUCUGUUGUAUCGAACUGGAAAAGAGGUCAUGAGGCAGUCCAAGAACGCCAUCAUCAAACAUUGUUUUCCCUCCAGUGAACCAGACAGCAAGAAGAGGCCCGAAACUGUGGUGACCCAGUUUAAGAAUAGCCUGGUUGGCCUGACUGAGAUCUUAAUGUCCAAAGAACCUUGGUAUGUCCGCUGCGUUAAACCCAACGAAGCCAAACAGCCAGGCCAGUUUGAUGAUGUGUUGGUUAGACAUCAAGUUAAGUACCUGGGGCUGAUGGAGCACCUCAGGGUCAGACGGGCUGGGUUUGCAUAUCGCCGUAAAUAUGAGAUAUUUCUCCAGAGAUACAAGGCUUUGUGUCCGGACACCUGGCCCAACUGGAAAGGUAGUCCAGCAGAAGGUGUGCUGUGCCUCAUUAAACACUUGGGUUAUAAACCUGAUGAGUACAAGAUGGGAAGGACAAAGAUUUUCAUCCGCCACCCUCGGACUCUGUUUGCAACAGAGGACGCCUUUCAGAUCUGCAAACAUAAGCUAGCAACAAGGAUUCAGGCCAAAUAUAAAGGCUACAGGGUGAAAGAGGACUACCUGAAACAGAAGGAGGCUGCCACAAAGAUAGAGAACUGUUGGAGAGGUCUGAUGGCGAGGAAGGAACGGGAGAGGAGAGCUUGGGCCGUCAAAGUCAUCAAACGGUUCAUCAAAGGUUUCAUGGCCAGAAAUGAACCAGCCUGCAUCGACAACAGUGAAUACCUGGCCUACGUGAGGCAGAACUACCUCUCACGACUGAAGGAGAACCUUCCCAAAACCGUCCUGGAGAAAGACUCCUGGCUCACGCCGCCUCCUGUCAUGAGGGAGGUCUCACAACGCCUACAGAAGAUUUACAUUCGCAGCCUGGUGAGAAAGUAUGUCCGCGGACUCACCCCCCAAAGGAAAUCACAGCUCCUGUUGAAAGUCCAGACCAGCUCCAUGUUCAAAGGAAAAAAGGAGAACUAUCCCUUUAGUGUGUGCAGACUGUUUGUGGACACCAGGAUUAUUCUAGAAGACAUACACAUGAAGGUCCUUCAGAUGAUUCAACAUGAGCACAUCAAGUACAGUGUUCCCGUGGUGAAAUACGACAGGAACGGCUUCAGGCCUCGUCUCCGGCAGCUCAUCUUCACCCAGGAAGCUGCUUACCUGAUCGAAGAGGCCAAAAUCAAGCAGCGGAUCAAUUACACCUCUCUGAAAGGCGUGUCUGUGAGCAACCUGAGUGACAACUUCCUGAUCCUUCAUGUCACGUGUGAUGAUCUUAAACAAAAGGGAGAUCUGGUUCUGCAGUGCGACCACCUGUUCGAAGCCCUGACCAAGCUGAGUGUUACUGCUGACAAGCAGAACUGCAUCAAAGUGGUCCAGGGAAGUGUGAGAUUUGACAUCCAGCCUGGCAGAGAGGGGUUUGUUGACUUCAAGAGUGGUCAGGAAUCCACCGUCUACAGGGCAAAGAACGGUCACUUGAUGGUGGAAUCAACAAGAGUCAAGUCCAGAUGA
Molecule: messenger RNA, 3090 nt
Organism: Nematolebias whitei (Rio pearlfish)
Lineage: Eukaryota; Metazoa; Chordata; Actinopteri; Cyprinodontiformes; Rivulidae
Gene: myo1hb
Product: myosin IHb
Exons: 31
Coding region: 16-3090 (1024 amino acids)
Biological process (GO): vesicle transport along actin filament; actin filament organization
Cellular component (GO): plasma membrane; vesicle; myosin complex
Molecular function (GO): ATP binding; actin filament binding; microfilament motor activity
Source: RefSeq, a predicted model, not a curated record